Messenger RNA from Alternaria alternata, 1459 nucleotides. RefSeq names its product FAD/NAD(P)-binding domain-containing protein. The record is from RefSeq and is a predicted model, not a curated record. The transcript has 5 exons. NCBI's taxonomy places the organism in Eukaryota, Fungi, Ascomycota, Dothideomycetes, Pleosporales, Pleosporaceae. Bases 1 to 1293 code for a protein of 430 amino acids. Gene Ontology annotation, molecular function: monooxygenase activity; FAD binding. Gene Ontology annotation, biological process: secondary metabolite biosynthetic process.
AUGGAACGUCACCAAGAGACAGGCAUUUCCAUACUGGUGAUUGGUGCAGGCAUCGCAGGUCUGAGUUUUGCCAUCGAGUCCUACCGGAAGGGCCACGCUGUCCGCAUUGUCGAGCGUCGUUCGUCCCAGGAGAGCGCAGGGGAGAUGAUCAUUAUCACAACUUCUGCCCUACACACGUCAAAGAAGUGGCCAGGAUUCAUGGAGCGCGCCAGAAAGAGAGCGAUUCCUCCAACGCUUAAAAUGAAGAAGUUCAACGGCGAUGUCCUACACAAAGUGCUUCAUGAAUAUGCUUCACUUCUCGGAAUUCCGAUCGAAUUUUCGACAAAUGCUGUGGAUUAUUUCGAAACUGAAGACUAUGGCGGAGUAGAACUAGCGGACCGCCGCAAGCUAACCGCAGAUAUCGUGGUGGCUGCGGAUGGAGUUGGCUCGAAAUCAUGGCACCUUGUGGGCGAGAAAACUGCCCCAAUAAGCUCGGGGUUUGUGUUGUACAGGGUCACCUUCCCUGCUGCACCUGCAUUUGAGAAUCCAAUCAUUAGAAAGGAGUUUGAGGGCGUUGGAGACCGUGGGAUCCUACAUGCUGGCCCGGGAGCACACAUGGUUACCUGCCUGUCGGGCGACAAGAUGUGUUGGAUGCUGACUUGCAAGGAUGAUGACGACAAAGGCGGAGAAAGCUGGUCUCAGUCGACUUCGAUCGACAAAGCCCUCCAAGCGACCCGUGGCUGGGAGCCAUUUAUCACCGAAGUCAUCAAAGCUACGCCCGGCCAUACUGUUCUCGACUGGAAAUUGAUGUGGCGUGACCCCCAGCCGCGGUGGGUAUCGCCGAUCGGUCGGGUGGUGCAAAUAGGAGACUCCGCACACCCAUUCCUUCCGAUCUCAGCUAGCGGUGGGACUAUGGCGAUGGAGGACGCAUUCUCUCUAGCUACUUGCUUACAGAUCGCGGGAAAGAAGGAUGCAUGUCUCGCAACCAAGGUGCACAACCAUAUGAGGUUUGAACGGGUUUCGUCGGCCCAGAAGACGGGUUUCAAGAACCGUGAGGUGUUUCACAACACAGACUGGGAUAUCGUCGCUAAGGACCCAGAGGCCAUGGGAAAGAUGGUUGGGGACUGGGUCAUAUACCACGACCCAGAGCAGUAUGCCUACGACUCGUACAAGAGCUGCGCAGACCAUAUAUUACUGAGUGUACCUUUCGAGCACAGGAAUACUGUACCGGGAUAUACAUACAAGCCCUGGACUGUCAAACAGCUUCUUGAGGACUCCAGCGCAGGCAAGCCUAUCGUUGAUGAAGGGGUAUGAAAUUAGAUGAAGAUGGGAAAAGUGUGGGCGUAGGCAAUGUAGACGGUCGCAGGUCAAGUACUGUUGUUGACGUGGAAAUUGUUAUCGUAGAUUCUGUGUGAUAAUCUGCACGUAAUUUUACCAAAGCCGGAAUUUCGUGUUCCAACCUUGUAAAGAACUAGAUGAU